Molecule: messenger RNA, 1387 nt
Organism: Polyodon spathula (Mississippi paddlefish)
Lineage: Eukaryota; Metazoa; Chordata; Actinopteri; Acipenseriformes; Polyodontidae
Product: protein EOLA1-like
Exons: 3
Coding region: 396-872 (158 amino acids)
Source: RefSeq, a predicted model, not a curated record
UAAUAACCUAAACGGUAUCAAUAAUCACAGCGACAUUUUAUUUAAAAGUAAUACUCUUCAAUGCACACCAGAGGGCAUAACAUGAAAAAAAAUCGGAUUUCAACAUUUGAGCACACGACUCUUGCAAACUAGUGGAAUCUUUGUUUCUGCGAGUAUCACGUGGCAUGCUGUAGUGUAUAACCUUUGUAGGCAGAUCAGAGCGAUACGAGCCAAGGAAGAUAUCCUAUAUAACUUUGUUUGAACGCCUGGUUGCUGUGGAUGCAGAGGAGUUUUUUUGUAAACGACACUGCGCCAAAUGUAAGAAAGGCGCGUUUAACCAACACAAAAUAUAACAAUGCACGAGUGAAAACCUAUACAGUAAAAAAAAAAAAAAAAAAAAAAAAAAAAAAAGUACAAUGCAGGUAGGUUGCCUGUCAUUCAGACAGCCUUAUGCCGGGUUGCUUCUGAAUGGUAUCAAAACAAUCGAGACACGCUGGAGACCCCUGCUGUCUGAACAUAGGAACUGCACUCUGGCGAUUCACAUCGCACAGCAGGACUGGGAAGACGAGGUGUGGAGGGAAAUGCUCACAGAGAGACUUGCGAUGACAACCGAACAAGUCCAGGAACUGGUGGAUCAAGGAGAGAGGUUCGGCAGAGGAGUUAUUGCAGGUCUGGUUGACAUUGGUGAGACCUGGCAGUGUCCUGAAAAGCUGUCUGCUGAAGAGAUGAGGGACCUGGAAACCAAAGCCCUGCUGAACGGCCUGGAGGAGAAGUACCUGACUCUGGUCUCCAAUCCCAGGUGGCUGAGGGAGCCUCUGUACUCCAGGGGACGCAAGGACGUGUGGACAAUAGAGAUCCCUGAGCGCUUGAUUCCAUCGCCCUGCUCAGUGUGACGCCUGCCUUAAGACAAGCGGAGUUUCCUGGAAUGGGCCUUUCAUCCAUCCAGGGAGUGCUUUAGAAAGUUGCGACAUAAACUGUCCUGUGCAUUUUAAGUGAAAACAAUACUGUUGUUUUAAUACUAGAAGGACAGGCGAUACACUCAUACCUAUAAGCCACGCAGCAGUCUUUCUGACGGCUGUAUUAAAAAUACUGUAAGUAGAAUAACGAAAGGAGAAACAGUUGGAUGUAAUUAGUUUAAAAAAAUUGUUACAUAAGCAUCUGAAGAACCGUAGCAUGUUAUAUACAUAUGAACAUUUAUUUUACAAAUCAAAACAGGAAAAUGUAAAUAAAUAAACAUUGAACAGACAUCCAUUUACAACAUACAUAUUUAUAAAACUGAAACGAUAGCAAUGCAUUUAACUUUUCAACAGCAGUCGGGUUAUGUGCAAAACCAACUGAACAACGUAGAUAAAUAAACUUAGAAGAAAACAUUUUACAAAAGCACACAGCACAAGAAGUUAUAAAAAAA